CGCUCUCUUGCAAACUACAAAACAAACGACUUUAUACGAUGUCUGCUCCUUUCAACUCUAUCGACCAGAACCUCGCUGCUGGGGCUGCUUCCGGCAUGAGCCAUCUUGAUCUUCAGAGGCAGUUGUUGGCGAAGAAGUUGCAGCAAAAUGCUGGUUCCUCCUUCGCUUCCCCCACUGACAACCUUAUGUCUCCUUGUACCGCCAAACUUCAGGCCCACAAGAAGAAGCACUUUGCCAAGGGCAAGCCCGUCUCCCUCGCCGGCGCCUUCGCCAAGGCCGGGUUGAACGAGAACCAGCCUCCCUCGCAGUAAACCAUUCUCCUUCAUACCAUGAUGAGGUGGUUUACAUACGGCGAGCUCUAGGGUGACUUUCGGUUAACGGUGUUUUUUGACAUAUUUUGGUUUGCU
Saitoella complicata NRRL Y-17804 is the source of this 407-nucleotide messenger RNA. RefSeq lists its product as uncharacterized. NCBI's taxonomy places the organism in Eukaryota, Fungi, Ascomycota, Saitoellomycetes, Saitoellales, Saitoellaceae. The record is from RefSeq and is a predicted model, not a curated record. The transcript is spliced from 3 exons. The coding region runs from base 39 to 311 and encodes 90 amino acids.